AUGGCUAAUGCACUUUGUGAACGAUGCAAAUCCCUCAACCUCUCUAUCGCCAAGUUCCGUAUCAAGGACAAAAACGGAGAUGAGGACGACAGGUCGCUAGAAGUUACCAGCUCGCGUUGCUAUUUCGGAACGGUGACUCAGAUCAGAGACUCGGCAGAGAACUGCAAGCUCUGUGAGCUCAUUGCUGACACUGUCCGCGAUGCAAACGUCCCGCACAUGGAUGAUGUGGCUUGCCAUCUCCUUUGGGAAAUGGAUGGCCGAAGCUCGGCCAAACCGCUAGUUGGCUACGUAGGCAACAGGACACGCAGACUUCGAGUGUGUUGGAGCGACAGUAGGCUCAAAUCCUGUGAGGCCUAUGUGAUGCUGGCAGCGCCUCCAAAGUACGACAAAUCCGAUGUCGACUAUCCCGGCCUCUUGAACGACGAAACUCAGUUUCUAGGGAGGCGCAUCGGAUCCAGUCACAACAAGAAGAAUCUUGUUCUGGAGUUUCUUCGUCUUUGUGAGACCUGUCAUGACGAGCGAUGCACAGCUAAACUAGGUAUCGAGGACCCUUUCAGAGACACCUUGAAAGAACCCUACUUUGGUGUCAUCGAUAUGGAGAAUGAGAGCCUAGUUCCGCUUCCUUACACAGAUGAUUUAGUCGAGCUUCAAUUUGCAGCAUAUGCCACAGUCAGUUAUGUCUGGGGGAAUGGGCACGGUCGACAGCAUGCCACCAGAAUCAGCAACAUCCAGAGCCGGCGCAAGUCUGGUGGUCUUUCUGCCGUCAUCAAAGAUCUUCCAAAAGCUCUUCGACAAAGCAUCGAUUUAACUCAUCAAUUAGGAAUCAGAUACAUCUGGAUCGAUGCCUUAUGCAUCGUGCAGAACAGCAGGCACUCCUGGAAUCUCAACGCAAGAGCGAUGCACUUAAUCUAUGGCAAUUCCGUCCUUACAAUAUGCGCCGCAGAUGGGAUUGACGCCAAUUCGGGUCUCUUAGCUCUCGACGACAAUCAUCAGACACGGCAAAUGGUUGUGAACUACGGCCCAGGAGUUUCUCUUAUGCUACAUCGACCGGCGGAAACAAGUAUUGAGACGACUCAGUGGAAUAAACGCGCAUGGACAUUCCAAGAACGGCUUCUAUCGAAGAGAUGUCUGAUUUUCACAAAGGGAAGAAUCUUCUUUCAAUGUCGAUCUACCGGCAUGUCUGAAGAUGUAUUCUCAGAUCGUCUAGGGAGAGGCUGGUCGCUGGAUCUGGUUCGGGCGCCCCUCCAGAUGCUAUCUCAGCUUAAAGUCAGAGCGAUGUGGUUCUACGCACAUUGUGUUGCUCUAUAUACGAUUCGAGAUCUGUAUGAGCCCUUCGAUAUUCUGGCAGCAUUCGGAGGCAUAUGUAAACUGAUAGAGAAAACCAUUCGAGCGCCAUUUGCUUUUGGCUUACCUACGUCACAUUUCGAUCUCGCCCUUCUCUGGCAGCCGGUUGGAAGAUCAGUGCUUUUAGAAGAGGCAAAUAUCUCCAAUGAUCCAAAAUACAAGGAUAUGAAAUUCCCCAGUUGGUCAUGGUGUGGUUGGAAUAGCCAAGGAGCAAUUUAUAGUUCGGAGAUGAUUGGCGGGUGUCUAGCCGAUGUCCGCACUUGGAUCUUGAACCAUACUUGGAUCGACUGGCAUAUUCGCGAUGGGUACGGCACCCUCCGCCGAGUUUGGGACACCCGUCAUUCCAAAGGAGACCAAAGUGAAGACGUCCGAUGGAGAGGCUACGACACAGUCACACGAGACAAAAAGGCAAAUGAUAACAGAGGCGAGAAGGAAACAGAAACCUCCAGUAACAGUUCGAGUUCUUUAUCCGACUUGGAGUAUAGGCGUGGUGAGUGGAGAGAAUUAAGUGGAAGAUCUAUUCCCGAAUCAUCUCGAAGAUUAUCGCUUUCCCUGAAAAGUAAAUCAAAAGCCGUUCGAAAAUUACAAAGACGGCUAAGUGUCAGUUUUUCUUCGAAGACGGAUAAGUUUGGCCGGACAUACCUCGAGCUUUCAACUCUGCCCGUCGUCUCAAAAGCCUCAUCGCCAGAGUUCACGUUAACGCUACCUGAGGACCCAUACAACGUUCUCACAACAGAAACAACUCAGGCAUCCAUACCUUGCAACUCAAUCGAGGAGUUUCCAGACCAACCGUUCUUACAGUUCUUCACUUGGAGAGCGGAGUUCCACGCCAUACGCCCCGAAACCCAAAGCAACUUGGACUUCCAGCAGCGUCCAAAUGGCGUAGAAGACGCUCAAACUGAACCUGUACAGCAUCUCUGCCGCUGCGAGAUCAGUGAUCAGCGAGGAGAUAAGUGCGGGUCAGUAGUCGUCGACAGCGAGUGGCUCAGAAGCAAGGAAAGUAAACACGAGACCUUAUUUGAGUUCAUCGCUAUUUCUGAUGCAAAAGAUUUCACCCACGAAGAGUUUCCAGAUUGGACAUAUUAUAUUGCAAAGGAAAGAAUUGAGUCAGAAUGGGACCUGUACUUUGUUUUAUUAGUUGAAUAUUACCCAGAGGAAGGUAUUUAUCGCCGAGUUGCCUUGGGGAAGGUUUUCAAGGCUGCAUUUACGCAUUCGUUGGAAAAAGAGUGGAAAGAGAGUAUUUUGGGUUGA
Messenger RNA from Fusarium sp. VM40, 2595 nucleotides. The record is from the annotation of a GenBank genome assembly. Lineage: Eukaryota; Fungi; Ascomycota; Sordariomycetes; Hypocreales; Nectriaceae.